Messenger RNA from Prinia subflava (tawny-flanked prinia), 2759 nucleotides. RefSeq names its product zinc finger DHHC-type palmitoyltransferase 12 (gene ZDHHC12). The record is from RefSeq and is a predicted model, not a curated record. The coding region runs from base 67 to 1095 and encodes 342 amino acids. Gene Ontology annotation, cellular component: Golgi apparatus; endoplasmic reticulum. The transcript has 5 exons. Gene Ontology annotation, biological process: peptidyl-L-cysteine S-palmitoylation; protein targeting to membrane. Lineage: Eukaryota; Metazoa; Chordata; Aves; Passeriformes; Cisticolidae. Gene Ontology annotation, molecular function: protein-cysteine S-palmitoyltransferase activity.
GCGGGAAGGGCUCAGGAGGACAUUCCUCGAGGAAAGGCCCCGCAGGGCCGGCUCCAAGGCACAAAAAUGCCGGGGUGGUGCGGGGGAGCAGAAGGAUCCAGGUGUCCCCGGCUCACGCUGUGUGCCAAGCCCGGGACAGCAGAACACGGCCCGCGCUGCGGAGCCCAACACCCCAGCGGAGCCUCCCCCGCAGGGCUGGGCCGCCCUGGCCCCGCCUCGGGGCGCUGCCCGAGUCCCGUCCGGCCCUGCCAGCGCUGCCCCGAGGCCUUCCGGGCCGGCGGAGCCCGGGGCCGGCGGAGCGGGGGGUCCAUGGGCCCCGGCGGGCUCUGGGUGCGGGCGGCACACACGGCCCUCAGCGCGGCCCUGCUGCUCGGGCUCCUCCUGCACCGCACGGAUAUGCAAAAACAAGAGGAGCGCGGGGAGCUGCUUCAGCCGCUGAUCUUCGUUUUGCUGGUGUUAUGCUCGGUCCUGCUGUACUUCAAGGUGUCUCUCAUGGAUCCGGGUUUUGUCAAGCCUGAAGAGGAAGUGAAGGAAGGUGAAAAUAAAGGACAAGGUGUGGUGAUCCCUCAGAUUCCAGGUGACAUUAAGCUGCGGCGCUGUGGUUACUGCCUGGUGAAGCAACCCAUGCGAGCCAAGCACUGCCAGCUGUGCCAGCACUGCGUGCGGCGCUACGACCAUCACUGCCCCUGGCUUGAGAACUGUGUAGGAGAAAGGAAUCACCCCCUCUUCAUAGUCUACUUGAGUGUGCAGCUUGUGGUUCUGCUGUGGGGAGGCCAUGUGGCCUGGUCAGGCCUCUACUUUGAACAAUCCCGGGAGUGGCUGCAGCACAACAUUUUCCUGCUCGUGUCCUUCCUGCUGAUAUUCAUAUUCACCAUUGUGGUCCUGCUGCUGCUUGUUUCCCACCUGUACCUGAUCUCGUGCAACACCACGACCUGGGAGUUCAUGUCGCCCCACCGCAUCUCGUACCUGCGGCACUCCGAGCUGGAGAACCCCUUUGACCAGGGGAUAAUCCUCAAUCUCUGGAGGUUCUUCUGUUCACGCCACCUCACGGCAUGGGAGAACAUCUAUUUUCACAGGAAUACUGAGCCUGUCUAGUCCCAGUGUGCCAGCACACCUGGCAGGCUGCUGGGUAAAGCUUUGCUAAUGCAGUGGCUGCUGUUUCCUUACACUGAACUUUAAUAUAUCAUGGACUAUGCAACCUGCUCCACAAUCUGUUCAUCUGCAAAUUACAUUUCAGGGAUAGUCAGGGUUAUUUUUUGUAUAUAAAUAACACUGUUAAAGGCAAGAAUCAUGCUCUGAGAAGGGCAAAGCCAGCAGGGCUGAUUUCCAGACUGAGCAAAGUAUCUCUCUAAAUUUAUUUCCUUUUGUUAAGUGCAUCCACAUCUCUCCAGAAGAAAUGCAAGAUUAGUGUGACUAUUUGUGUUCACUUCUCCAAGGUCUCCCUUGCCUUUUGCUGCUAGGGAAUAGCAGCAAUUACAGAUAAAACCAGCCAGGAUCAGUGUAUUCCUGUGGCCUUUUUUCAGUCAAGUUUUUACUGUGAGAACUGCAGUGCCUUUUGGCUGUAGCAUCAGGCAUGUAAGAGAAAUAUUUGAGUAAAUAUUUAGAGUCAAAAGCAGAUUUUGUUUUUGUCCACAUACUUCAACUUAAUGCUUUCCACAAAGACUUAAGGCUCAAUACUGUUAAUGUGCAUGAGAAUGAGUGUCUUACAGUUCUAUCUUAUGAAAUAAUUAACCUUAAUUUUGUGGUGCCCUGAGCAGCUUCCUCACAGGCUUUUAAGUUGAUGAUGCUGCUAACAAUUCACUGUUUUGAACCAAGUCAGUGAGGAGCGAUACCAUCACUUUUCUUUGGACAGAAAAGUAAUCCUUGGCUACUGAGUUAUUUCUGCAGAUUUCUUGCUGUAGCUUGGGAGAGAAGCAGAAGCAGAGGUGAUUACCUCACACCUAACUCAAGUAACAUUGUUGGUAAAACUACUACUACCUCAACUCACUAGUGACAUUUUAAUAAAAUAAUACAAUUUCAAUACAAGAGGAAAGCUGCCAGGUCCUGGUUGAUUAACUGAGAUGAGAGAUGCUGACAUCUUUCAGGACAACAGCAAGAGGACCUGUUUUCCAUUGAAAUAAAAGGUCAUAUUUCAGAUUUCCAUGAGGAACUAAAAGGAAGUUUGGGAUGACUGAUAUUAGCUUUAAAACAAAAAAGGCUGUGGUGUGAAUUUUAGUCCCUUUUCUGUUAAAACAAGAAAAACUACCACAACAAAAUGUUAGUUAAAAUUAUCUUGUGCCUUAAUUAUCUUGGCUCAGGAAUGAACACCAACUCAGAAGCACUCAGGGUUUAAAGUUGAUGAACACUCAUGGAAAGAUAGUGUGGUUACUAACACAGCAUGACAGUCCAAAAGCAAUUUAAAUGCAGCAAAAGAUCCCUUUUUUGACCAGCUCCAGAGUUUGUAAUCUGUGCACAGUCUGUUUUGUUCAGGGUAGAAGCUUUAUCAGAGGGAUAUCAGAAUCCUAAGGAUUGUUUUUGUAAAGCUACUACACCAUUCAGAAGGGUUCUGCAGUUUGUUGUGUUGCUGUGGUACCUGCUAAAGUGUGGAUCAUCUGUCACAUUGCAAUUCCCGCUUCUUCAGGUAUCAGUGAAAGUUUAUCAGCAGGUACAACAGCUCAAAGCAGUUUUGCUCUGUUUGGUAUUUCUUUAAAAUACACCUGGGUGUUAAUUUACCUUUUUUUACUCAACCAUAAAUUAUAAAAUAAAAUAUUAAAUAUGCA